GUUCCCAUUUUCUCUUUUCCCCUAGAUCGAAUCGAUUUUGUUUACUUCUAUGGCACCAGCGACAACUACUUUUGAUUUUUUGUACGUCAUCAGGCCAGCACUUCUUUCGCUCCAUUGGUAUUGGGCUGUCUUUUUUUUGAUUUAUUCCCAGCAACAUAUCGUGCCUGGCCAGGUUUUUCUCACGACUAGCUAACAGUAUCUACUUACAAAUGACACAACGGUGUUUGUGGUUGCACUCGAUGCACCCCUACUUGGAAGGGUGAUAUGGUUGUAAAGGAGUAAGAGACGCUACUCACUCUCUUUUGAAGCUAUACAAGCCCUUUGCGAAAAAAUGUCUGGCGCCCCUGACGGUCUAGGCGACCUAUUGUCGCAGGCCUUUUCUGCCGCGGGUGUUUCGCAGUCCGGGUUCGACCCGACCAACGUCGCAGCUGCGGAUCAAACCUUAUCUAAUGUAAAAAUGUCUGGGUCUGGAAGAAUGCGCGAUUUGUCAUGCUGCUUUUCCAUGACCCAUGAGGUCUGGAAUGCAGGACCUAGCAUGACAGAUUCUGCGAGACCUUUCUCAUGCCUAUCCUGCAUGAGAAACUCCCUCCCGACUUGGGUAAAACUGGACGACUUUUGGUAAUCAUGCAACACAGAUUUUUGCAUGCUGCAGAUUUAGCAUGACAGGCUGCAAUCUUCCAGACCCAGACAUUUUUGCAUUUGAUAAACCUCCAUGGAAGAACUCGCACGGAAAAUCAAGUCCAGCCCGACUAUCCAGGAAAAAAAGUGUGUAGGUGUAACUUUCUUCGAGGAACAGCAUCACAAAUUUGCUCUACAUGACAGAGAAAACCUGUCAUGCAUGGUUUGUAAGGGAAAACACACAUGAAAAGAGGAUUUCGUGGCUGUCUGGCAUGACUAGUGGAACUCUGUUGCAUCUUCUGCAACACAAAUUUACACUUACGCAGUUUUUUUCUUGCAUACCGACAUUACAACCGUUAUUAGGCGGAAGCGCGGCUGGAAGCGGCAAUCCCAGUGCACAACCCUCGCCAGGGGGGCAGCACCAGCAGCACCAGCAACAGCCUUCGCCCCACGGUGGAGCACGAGGUCAACAGCACCACCUUCAACAACACAACCGGCCGUCAUUUGACAAACACGGCGGGGGAGGACAGCAUAACAAGGGCGGACACAAGAAGGGCAGUCAUGGUGGGGGCAGUGCCAGCUCGGCGGGUGCGGCUUCGAACCCAAACUUACUGACGUCUUUCGAUAACGCUUCUUCCCAGGGGGGCAACACUAGCUCCUUUGGCACGUAUCAACGGCAAAUAUGUCUGGGUCUGGAAGGUGGAACAGUGCAACUUGUGAUGCUGCAUUGGGAUGCUAAAAAAAAUCUGUAUUGCACGAGCAGCAAGAGCAGUCAAAUUUGCCUACACGGAUAGGGCAUUUGUCAUGCGGGAUGCGCAUCGAUAAGCGCUCAGAAAAUCUGUGAUGCUAGGCGGGCAUGCAUAACAGACAUCGUAGACCAUGGAAAAUGUGCAUGACAAACUUGUCCUCUUCCAGACCCAGACAUAUUUGCAUUUGAUAGCACGGGGCUCAUGCCAAUACCGGACUUCACAUCGGAGGUUAGCAAGACAAAUCGAGGGAUGACCAGCACGGCGGGGAUAGAAUCUGCGGCAGAGCCGAGGGUAAGGAUGCUGCUGAAUGCGAUCUUGAGAACAACCUUGUGUGAAUGUGAUUCUGUUUAUGACGGUAUGCUGCAACUGGAUGAGAAAGCACUACAAACGUCACACUCAAUGGCUGUUGCACCAUGGGAGCAAGAAUUGCACCGUGCCUCUUCAUCACGCCCACUUUUAUCAUGAUCCAAAAACAAAUGAAACACAGGAAGUCCCCCGAUCCCGGCGCAUAGAGCUUGACGCCGGUACGGAAUACCGCGUUUUAGUGGACGACAAACUCUACGACCCGGUGACUGUGAAGGUCUGCCACAGCGAACGAGGGCCGGACCCAACCAGAACCGCGGAGAUUUUCGGGAAGGAAAUGGUAAUUGAGCAAGAAUAUUCCAUUCUCCCCGGCUCCCGGUCCGGCUUCUACACCUGGCGGGGCUGCACUUUGCAGAUCACCGGGCCAACAGUGCAGGAAUUCGCCGCGGCAAACCCCCAGAUGAACCAGUACGCAAACUGCGCCGCGGUCAUCGAGAGGAGACGAAUUCGCGCCAUAGAAUAUCCUACGUAAAAACGCCCCCACACCAUAGUGAAGAUGGGAAAUCUGCAACACAAAUCUCCGAGUUUUGGCAGUUCUGCAUGACAAGCUUCCAUCUGCAGUGUAGUGCUGGUUAGAAAGGAAAGCCACAUGAGGAAUACAUUUACUCAUUCUGUUUAUAGCAUUACAAAACACGACUAGAAAUGCCUCUCGAGGAGAUGCGCAUUACAAAUGUUCCUGUCAUUGCACAUUCGCAUGACAACUCUGGGGCGGGGACGUUUUUACGCAGGAUAUAGAAGUCGGCGCGGCGGCACCGCGGGUGAUGGUGUGUGGGUCAGACGGGAGUAUCCUGAGUAAACGCGUCACCACCCCAGAGUCAAGAUGGGGAUUUUGCAACACAAAACUUGAAGUUUUAGGGAUCACGCAUGACAAGUUGCAGGCUGCACUGGAGGACAGCUUAGCAAGAGAAGCCGCAUAACAAAUCCAUCUCCUUAUCCUUUUUGCAGCAUUACAAGUUCCAAAACACGAUGGGAAAUGUCUCUCAUGGGGAUGCGCAUAUACAAAUGCUCUUGUGCUUGCAAAUCUACAUGACAACUUUGGGGUGGGGACGUUUUUACAUAGGAUAGGGAGUGGGAAAUCGGUAGUGUCGGAAAUCCUCUGGCACUACGCGAUAAGAAGGGCGAGGACGCCUUUGUACGUCGAAACAGAUACCAGGUAUACGGCUUCGGUCUCAGAGCCUUUGAAAGGGUUGCCGAGUUGCGUGCACUGCGCAAUACCGAAAUUUCUGGAGGAGGAGCAGACAAAGAGGAUAACGUUUUUCUACGGCAACAUGCAGUGGAGCGACAACAUACCGUUGUACGAGCAGGUCUGCAGCAGGCUCGCGACGGUGGUAAAUAAGAAGCUGAUGGGGAGCUCUUUCUUGGACCAAGUAAUCGCGAACAGCAACGCAAAUACGGCGAAGGAGUUGAAGAAACACCAGCUAGAACUGGAGAUGUCGGAAGGUAUAGGCGAAGUCAGGAUGUCUUCAUGCGGUUCCAUUAUCUAAAGCCAAAUCUGUACUGCUCUCCUCGAACUCGACACUCUCACUCCGUAUUUACAAAACCACACAUACAAAAUCUAAAUCACACAUACAGAUGUCAAGCGCAUCUCCCAAUCCGGGCUCAUCCUAAACGCGCCUAGCACCCCGACUGUGGAUAUCCUCCAGACCCUGGUUCGGCAAUUUUACAUCGACACCAUUCUCUGCAUCGACGACCACAUCUUAGCCGAUAAACUGCGCAAAGCGUUCGAGACCGAAAACGUCGACGUGGCGUUUAUCGACAAAACCGACGGGGCGUUCCACGAAGACGCGCAGACGCUGCGGAUGCAGAGGCACAUGAGGAUGCGGGAGUACUUCCAGGGCGUGUCGCCGAUUAGCAACGGUAUUUGUUAUGAAGAAUUUCUGAUUUUUGUGUUGUGUGGGGUCUCUCUUCAUGCGUGUUCGUUCCAUUUGAUCACUCAGCGAAAGAUCAAGAUGAAAAUAUGUGAUGCAAGUCGUGGCUCCCUCAAGUCGGCAUUUGUUAUGCGCGUUCCAUCAAAUCUAAACCAGGUUUCCCCUUUCCCCAGCCUGGCGAAGAGCUUCCCCUCGUGCUGCAGCAAUUUGUACCCCUCACGGCUUACCACGGCUCCUUUCCUCUUCACCAAGUCAAUUUGCUCCAGUGUAUGGGAAGGAGGAUCGAAUUUGUCAUGGGCGGGCGCUCGCAGAGUGUUAUCUUUAUCUGGUUUUUCUUGUAGGACAAGCAAUGCAGUAUUGGAACAACGGUGACCGUCAGCAUGUAUCUGCGAGCCCUGAAAUUAUAGGUUCAACUUGUCAUGCACAAAUGAAGAACAGAAAACCAGCAUAAUGCAAGCUCCGCAUGACAAAUCUUUUUCCUUCGAUAAGCGACACGACAAGGCUAGAAUACCGAUCCGACAUGGACGGAAACAUCCGCAGUUUCCCGCAAUUGAGUACCUCCAUGAUUUUUUUCCUCUGAGCUCUUAUGCAUGACAGAUCAUGUUAUGCACGUAGUAUCGCGCAUCAGAAACAAAUGUCCAUGUCGCCAUUGAUGGCAUUUGCUAUUGAUUUCUGCAUGACAAAAAAAAUCAAAACAGCAACUUCGGUGUUUGACCGCACACGGCUUUCUGAGCUGAUUCACACCUAUGAAAGAGAAAGCUUUGAUGUUGGUAGUUGAGGUGUCGUAAGACUGUCAAGAACAUGUUGUAGGACUCGAAACCUAUGUAUGCUGCAUAUGAAAAAAUAACAUUUGAUGAAUGUCCUCCAACGGCAUGCCAGACUACGACACCUCCUCAAACCAAAAUUUCUUUCACCUCCAUAUUCCCGCCCUCGCCGUCAUCCGGGCGCAAUCCGAGGAAGAUUUGCAGUACAUGCAGCUCGCGGGAUACAUCCUCGUCACGGGGAUUGAUAUCAGCGAAGGGAUUCUCCACGUCGCGAUGCCCGACGUGCCGCCGUUGCCGAGUAACUACUUUUUGGUACCGAACGACAUCCGGAAUAUGACGUUCUUGGAGGCGCUGUCAUAGAGCAUUAAACAUGAACUGUGUUGGCGGAUAAGACCGGACUGUAGUAGUUUCUCAAGAAGAUGAAUCCAACGAAUCACUUCUAAGUGGCGAACAAGUGGACUCAAAACGACGAUACUUUUGAAAAUGAAAACCUGAUUUAUAUGGAUACAUUGAAAAUUCAGUAGCGAGAUAAUUUUCAAGCGACAUCGACAUGACAUUCACAAGUUUUGGUCGAGACUGUGAAUAUUAGAGUACUACGCAAGACCACCUGAAUACGGUUGUAGUUGGUGGACGCGGAAUAUUUUCAACGCGCAAUGGUGCCCUAGCGGAACGAGUGUUAAUAUCACCAUCGUGCCCUGGGUUUUUGUCGUGAAUCAAU
Messenger RNA from Amoebophrya sp. A120, 5080 nucleotides. NCBI's taxonomy places the organism in Eukaryota, Dinophyceae, Syndiniales, Amoebophryaceae. The record is from the annotation of a GenBank genome assembly.